UUUGCAAGGGCCAGAUCCGUCUUCCUUUUUUAAAAGUCAAGCUUCUGAGAAAGUCAUUUAUAUUCACAGUGAUUCUCCUUUCAAAUCGAGUCUUUGAAUGGGGUGUUUGGAGUUGUGGAUCAUAGGGGCUGUGCCGGAAGAGGCUGCGGGUCCUUGACAGGACUCCUGGAGCACACGUGGGUGGAGGGGACAUCCUCGAGUGGAUCCCAGCCUGAUGGAUGUCUGGUGUGGAUAAUGAGGGAAGAACGUGCCUUUUACACCCAAGAGGUGACCCCGGAGUGCGCCCCGGAUGACCCCACGACUCGGAACAAUGCGGCUAGCCUGCAUGUUCUCGUCCAUCUUGCUGUUUGGAGCUGCGGGCCUGCUUCUCUUCAUCAGCCUGCAGGACCCUAUAGAGCUCAGCCCCCAGCAGUUUCCAGGUAUAAAGUUCAGCAUCAGGCCCCAGCAUCCCCAGCAUGAUAGCCACUUGAGGAUACCCACAGAAAGGGUCACACGAGAUUCACCCAGCGGGUCCCCAAGAGGCCUCCAACUGCAGGCGCCUGACCAGCCUCGACCUCACCCGAAGGCGGCGGGGUCUCCUUUGCGACUCCGGCAGCGCAGGCGGAGACUGCUCAUCAAAAAGAUGCCAGCUGCAGGGACCAUGCGAGGCAACAACUCGUCCGAAACCCAGCCGAGACCCCGCACCGUGGACAGUCGUUGGCUCAGCCUGCACCAGACCCAGCAGGAACGCAAGCGUCUGAUGCAAGAAGCCUGCGCCAAGUACAGGGCCAGCAGCAGCCGCAGAGCUGUCACUCCCCGCCAUGUCUCCCGCAUCUUCGUGGAGGACCGCCACCGCGUGCUGUACUGUGAGGUCCCCAAGGCAGGCUGCUCCAACUGGAAGCGGGUGCUGAUGGUGCUGGCGGGGUUAGCCUCAUCCACUGCGGAUAUCCAACACAACACCGUCCACUAUGGCAGCGCCCUCAAGCGCCUGGAUACUUUCGACCGGCAGGGCAUCGUGCACCGGCUCAGUACCUACACCAAGAUGCUCUUUGUCCGGGAACCCUUUGAGCGGCUGGUCUCUGCUUUCCGAGACAAGUUUGAGCAUCCCAACAGCUACUAUCAUCCUGUGUUUGGUAAGGCUAUCCUGGCCCGGUACCGCGCCAACGCCUCGCGGGAGGCACUGCGGACUGGCUCUGGUGUGCAGUUCCCCGAGUUCGUCCAGUACCUACUGGAUGUCCACCGGCCCGUGGGCAUGGACAUCCACUGGGACCAUGUUAGCCGUCUGUGCAGCCCCUGCCUCAUCGACUAUGACUUCGUGGGCAAGUUCGAGAGCAUGGAGGACGACGCCAACUUCUUCCUGCGUCUCAUCCACGCGCCAGGGAACCUGACAUUCCCGAGGUUCAAGGACAGGCACUCCGAGGAGGCGCGGACCACAUCGAGAAUCACCCAUCAGUACUUCGCUCAGCUCUCCUCGCUGCAGCGACAGCGAACCUACGACUUCUACUACAUGGAUUACCUGAUGUUCAACUACUCUAAGCCUUUCUCGGACCUGUACUGAGGGCGGGGCCUGCUGGUCAGGGGCGGGGUCUGAAGGUCAUGCCCACUCGCCUGUGCAUUGGCAGGCCAGUUCUACUACAGGGAUCUGAGGAUGUAAGGCCUUGUGGCUGUGGGCCUGGGUGGGCCACAGAGGCCCAGACAAUGGACCGUGACCCUUGUCCCACACCCGUUUCCUCAUUGGGUUGGCUGAGCUUGCUACUCAGGGCUCAGAUGGAUGCUCUAAGAACUCAGUUGAGUUAUGCUGACCAGGGAAGCCUGAGGCCCAGAAGAGGGCCCCAGCGGUAAGGGAUGUCCUACAUCCCCCUAUCCUUUGCCUUGUACCAAACAAACCACGUGGUUUGCUGCUUUUCUAUGACCCAGGGGGAGGUCUGAAUAAAGCACAUGGUUUUCAGAGCA
Molecule: messenger RNA, 1932 nt
Organism: Rattus rattus (black rat)
Lineage: Eukaryota; Metazoa; Chordata; Mammalia; Rodentia; Muridae
Gene: Chst8
Product: carbohydrate sulfotransferase 8
Exons: 4
Coding region: 290-1537 (415 amino acids)
Biological process (GO): carbohydrate biosynthetic process; proteoglycan biosynthetic process
Cellular component (GO): membrane
Molecular function (GO): sulfotransferase activity
Source: RefSeq, a predicted model, not a curated record